AAACUGUCUUAGCUGUCACAAAUACUUCCUUCUGUGAUUUACUCAUUAAGCUGCUCUAGUUCCAUUAGAACAAAAAUUUAUUAUUACAUCGAAAUAAAUAAAAUUUAAAAUGUCCUCACCGUUGGAAAACUUGGAAACUCAACUGGAAAUGUUUAUUGAAAACGUCCGCCAAAUACGUAUCAUUGUCAGCGACUUUCAACCGCAGGGCCAGAGCGUCUUAAACCAAAAGAUUCAAUCGCUCGUAACUGGCCUGCAAGAAGUCGACAAGCUGAAAUCUCAAGUUCAAGACAUCCAUGUUCCUACAGAAGUAUUUGACUACAUAGACCAGGGCCGCAACCCACAGCUCUACACUAAAGACUGCAUUGACAAAGCCCUAGCCAAGAAUGAGGAAGUGAAAGGGAAGAUUGACUCCUACAAGCGCUUCAAGAGUCAUCUCCUCGGUGAACUCGGAAAGACCUUCCCUAAUGAAAUUGCUAAAUAUAAAGCUAUUAGGGGUGGUGAAUAAGUUUCAGAUCUUUUGGAAUUUACCUUUAUAUGUGUAGUUUACAACCAAAAAGUACUUAGUUGGUUGGCAAUAAGGCAUUCUUGGCAGGAAAAAUGAAAAAUUAACAGAGAAAUUGAGUAUUCUUAUUGACAACUGAAUAAGUAUUCUUAUUAGAUGUAACUUAAGUUAACUAGCACUGAUAGAAUGAUCAUGUUUAUGGCUAAAAUGCAUCUUGGUACCUAUUGUCUCUUUCUAGAUAGAGAGAGAUGAUAGCUUCAUAUUGAUUAACACAUUCACUGCCAAGAACACAUAAUGUGUGUUCAUUUUAUACUAGAAACGGGGCACCCGGCACCAAAAGUGUUAAUUUUGGCCAUAAACAUAGUUGUUCUACCACUGUUGGAGUUAACAUAGAAACUAAGUAAUGUAGGUUAGUAAGGGAGUAAUAGGGUAUUAUCUCAUUAUAUUUAUUGUAUGUAACAUUUGAAGCCUUUGGAACUGACAAAAUGUUAAUUCUUAGGAUAAAUUGUAACACAGUUUUCAAUUUCCAAAACAAAAAUUAUUUCAACCUUUGUUAUGCUGGAAUCCAAGCUUUUUUGUUCUAUGUGUUUCAUGUCUUUUCAUUUAAGUCUGUUAAACUUUCACCAGUAGGCCAAUAUCUUAGAUUCCAAACAUAACUAUUCCAUACAGGAUUGCGUUUUAUACAGACUUGGGAGAAUCAACUUUUUAGCGUCACUCGUUGCCAUGGUUACGAUUAGUUGUCCAGGGGACAAAAGUUCAUUGAAAUACUGAUUUUAUGGUACUUAAAUGUAUUAAACUUGCGUUUUUGUGGUUGUUAUAACCAAUGUCCAUAAUGGGCCCCCUACUAAGAAUGUUAAUAGAACAGCAUACAACGUCUCUUCAAACAAACUGCCACUGUUGUCCCUUGGACAACGGGACAGGAUAACAAAACAAAAAAAGUUGAUUCACCCACUUAUAAUCUGUAUUCUUUGUAUGUGUAUCUUUCAAACAAAUAUGGUUCUUAAAAAGAGGCACAGACAAACUAUAGAGGCCCUACCACCAACCAUGUUCGACGUGUUGCCUCUCUGUGGCACUUGUAAAUACGUACAUAAGUGUGACAGGGAGGCAACACAUCAAACAUGGUUCACGGUAGGUCCUCAGGCCUUUUGAUACUCACUCAACCCAGCAAUUAUGUCAGUGUUGAAACCCAAAUGUACCAUUGGCUUGUUAUUUUUAAGGCUAGUUUAUUAUAGUAUUUACUCUAAUACAAGCAUAAAGUAUCCAACAAGUUAAGACUAUUCAUUAAAAUUUAAACCCAUUA
This is a messenger RNA of Cydia pomonella (codling moth), 1802 nucleotides long. It is a transcript of the gene MED10, whose product is annotated as mediator of RNA polymerase II transcription subunit 10. The transcript is spliced from 3 exons. Gene Ontology annotation, cellular component: chromatin; mediator complex. Bases 110 to 505 code for a protein of 131 amino acids. Gene Ontology annotation, biological process: positive regulation of transcription by RNA polymerase II. Gene Ontology annotation, molecular function: transcription coregulator activity. Lineage: Eukaryota; Metazoa; Arthropoda; Insecta; Lepidoptera; Tortricidae. The record is from RefSeq and is a predicted model, not a curated record.